Molecule: messenger RNA, 5181 nt
Organism: Megalopta genalis
Lineage: Eukaryota; Metazoa; Arthropoda; Insecta; Hymenoptera; Halictidae
Source: RefSeq, a predicted model, not a curated record
AUUGGAUCGCCGUUACGGGACUUUGCGACUACAUCGUUAAAAUCGAUUGUUCGCGACUCGAGGACUCGAGGACUCGAGGCCCGGUCUCGUUUCAAUUUCUUCGACCGCGCGCGACUCGUCGCGAUUCUCUCCGUUGUCGUUUUUCCGCAGGGCCGCGCGUGCUCGACGAAAAACGUCGACUCCUCUCUUUCGAUCCAUCGAACGUCCAACGUUCCAAUCGACCAGAAUACAUUUUCAAACGAUUCCCGAAAUGAAAUUAGUUUUCGUCGCGGUAAUUCUACGAUCCGAAUCGAUCGUCCGUCGAUCGGGGCGGAUAGAUCCGACGGAUCGCGUUCGACCGGGGUAUCGGGAGAGAUCGAAUAUUUCGAUCGAGAAGAGCGAUCGUUCGGGGGCACGGGGACCGAUUAUCGGCUGUCGAGCGACGCGACGACGAGAGGAUUCCGCGGCGGAAACGGGCUGUCUGCGCGCGAGAGGAUUCGAGCCGAGCCGAGGCGAGGUGUCCAAUUAUCAAGGAAUUAGUUACAGUCAACGUUGGCGCGCAAUUUGACGGAACGGUGCGUCGGUCGGCCAGCCACCCGGUUGACGAAGCCAAGGAUAACCGGCAACGAAUAGGAUACGCGUCGACAGGAGGGAGGCGAAGCAGCGUCUCGAAGCGCGGUCGAGGGAAAGGAUGAGCGGAUCGAGACGGGCCAGGCACGGAACGGCGCGAUAAUAAUAACAUGUGGACGACGUGGCCGCGUACGAGGCGCAAGUGGCGCGGCUCGUCGGAGGCGCGCGGCGGACACGACGGAGCUCGCGGAAGCCGCGACGGAUUCCGUUUCAUCUACUCGGUGGUGCUGGCGGCGUGCAUGGCGGCGCAGGAAGCCAGGAGCGCCAAGUGCCCGCCCCCGGACACGAUACCCGGCUGUCCCUGCUACAAUUUCGAGGACGGUCUGUUCCUGGAAUGCGCCGGGGCCACGGAGGAGUCCCUGAGGAGCGCUUUGUCCGGCGUGAUACACGCCGCCGAGGGAGAAGGAGCGACGGUGGAGACCUUGAGCGUGUACGAGCUGGACAGAAAGGUGGAGGAGCUGCGAGCGGCCGCGUUCCCUCCCGGCUCCCAGAUCAGGAACUUGCAGAUCUCGCACUCGGCGAUCCGUGAAAUCAGCGAGGACGCUUUCAAGCGACUCGGCAAGAGCCUGGAGUCGCUGGGCCUGGUCUCGGGACGGCUGCCGCACGUCCCGCAAAAAGCCAUGGCUACCCUGAGCUCGUUGAAAGCGUUGAACCUGGAGGCGAACCUGGUGCACGAGCUGCCCAGCUACAGCUUCUACGGGCUGUCCUUGAUCAAGCUGAACCUGAAGGGCAAUCAGAUCGUCAAGAUAUCGGAGUACGCGUUCGCUGGCCUCGAGGACACUCUGACGAGCCUGGACCUGGCCGAGAACAAGAUCAGGGUGUUCCCGAUGACGUCGCUGAGGCGGCUCGAGCACCUCGCGUCCCUGAGGCUCGCCUGGAACGAGGUGUCCGAGCUUCCCGAAGACGGCUACUCGAGGCUGGACGGCCUGAACUUUCUCGAUCUGAGCAGCAACAACUUCAAGAAGAUCCCGCUGAACUGCUUCCGCUGUUGUCCGUCCCUGACCGUGCUCUCCCUCUAUUACAACGCCGUCGAGUUCGUCGACAAGGACGCGUUCAUAUCCCUGACCGAUCUCGACUCGAUCGAUCUCAGCCACAACAAGAUCGUCUCCCUGGACGUCUCGAUAUUCAGAGCGAACCAGAGGCUCAGGUCGAUCGAUCUCAGUCACAACCACAUCCAUUAUAUUCGCGGCGUGUUCUCGAAGCUGCCCGAACUGAAAGAGCUCUUCCUGGCGGAGAACAACAUCCUCGAGAUCCCGGCGGAGACGUUCGCCGGCAGCACCAGCCUCUCGGUGGUUUACCUGCAACAGAACGCGAUCCGACGGAUCGACGCGAGAGGUCUGGCGACGUUGAGCCAAUUGGCGCAGCUCCAUCUGAGCGGCAACUACAUCGAGAACGUGCCGAAGGACUUUCUCGAGCCGUGCGAGAACCUGUCGACCUUGUUCCUGGACGGGAACAACAUCAGGGAGCUGGAGGUCGACACGUUCGCGAAAGCCAAGUCGUUGAGGGAGCUGCGGCUGCAGGACAACCAGAUCACGGAGGUGAAGCGCGGCGUGUUCGCUCCGUUGCCGUCCCUGCUCGAGCUGCAUCUGCAGAACAACGCGAUCACCGACAUGGAGACGGGCGCCCUCAGAUCCCUGCACAGCCUGCAGCACGUGAAUCUGCAGGGCAAUCUUCUGGCGGUGCUGGGCGACGUGUUCCAGGUGUCGAACGACGUCGGACAGAACGGGAACGGCGGCAGCUCGUUGGUCUCGAUUCAGCUCGACAACAACGGGCUGGGCGUGCUGCACAACGACUCGCUGAGAGGCCAGGCCUCCGUCAGGAUCAUGUGGCUGGGCCACAACCGGCUGACCCGGCUGCAGGCGCCGUUGUUCCGGGAUCUGCUUCUCGUCGAACGACUCUACCUGACCAACAACUCGAUCUCGCGGAUCGAGGACACCGCGUUCCAGCCGAUGCAGGCGCUCAAGUACCUCGAGCUCAGCAUGAACAGGCUCGGCCACAUCACCGCCAGAACCUUCUCCGAGCUGCACGAGCUAGAGGAGCUCUACCUUCAGGACAACGGGCUACGACGCCUCGAUCCGUACGCUCUGACCGCGCUCAAGCGUCUCCGCGUCCUCGAUCUGGCGAACAAUCGUCUGAACGUUCUACACGACAAGAUCUUUCAGGAGGGGCUGCCGAUAAGGACGCUCAACCUGAAGAACUGCACCGUCGGCGUGAUCGAGAACGGAGCGUUUCGCGGCCUGAACAAUCUCUACGAGCUGAAUCUCGAGCAAAAUCGUCUGACGGCCACCGCGUUGGAUCGCCUGGACAUCCCCGGCCUCCGGGUGCUCAGGAUAUCGUUCAACAACUUUAGCCAGAUCAACGGCAACUCUCUGGACGGGCUGCCCUCGCUUCAACACCUGGCCAUGGACUCGGUCCAGCUGUACAGAGUGCCGCCGGACAUGUUCUCGAAGAACAAGAAUCUGGCCAAGCUGUUGCUCGGCAACAAUCUUUUGCGGCUGUUGCCCGCCGCGCUCUUCCUCGGGCUCGACUCGCUGAAAGAGGUGAAGCUCGACGGGAAUCGGUUCCAGGAGAUACCGUACGACGCGUUCGCGAACGCCACCACCGUCGAGUUUCUCUCGCUGGCCGGCAACGCGAUCCUGAACGUGGACGCGUCGCGGCUGAACGGUCUGGCCAGCUUGAGGGAGCUGGAUCUGCGCGGCAACUACGUCGUGGCGUUGUCCGGAUUCGCCGGGGUCAACUUGUCCCGGUUGAUCUCCGUGGAUCUCAGCCACAAUCAGCUGACGGCGCUUCCUGCCAACUUCUUCGCAAGGUCGACCCUGUUGCGCAAACUCGAGCUCGCCGCCAACAAGUUCCAUCAGAUCCCUGCCGUCGCUCUCUCCGCUCAGAACAUUCCCGGCUUGGCCUGGCUGAACGUCACCGCGAAUCCUCUGAUUCGAAUCCACGAGAUCAGCUCGGAGGCGAGGUACCCGGCGCUCCAGGAGAUCCACAUCUCGGGCACGAACCUGACCAUCGUCACCAGCCAGGACUUCGAGGCGUUCCCCGCGCUCAUGCAUCUCUUCAUGGGCAACAACGCGAUCUCCAGAGUCUCGCCGGGCGCUUUCCGCAGCCUGGUCGAGCUCCUCACCCUGGAUCUCGGCGCCAACGAGCUCGAGCUGCUCCCGCAAGAGAGGCUCAAGGGUCUCGAACACCUCCGGCUGCUCAAUCUAACGCGCAAUAAGUUGAAAGAGCUCGAGGACUUCCCGCCGGAUCUGAAGGCUAUGCAGGUGCUCGAUCUAUCGUACAAUCGGAUCAGCGGCGUCGGGAAGAGCACGUUCCAGCAUCUCGAGAACUUGGCCGAACUUCAUCUGUACGGCAACUGGAUAUCUUCGAUCUCGCCCGACGCUUUCAAGCCGCUGAAGAAACUACGGAUCCUGGAUCUGAGCAGGAACUACUUGGCCAACUUGCCGCUGAACGCGUUCCGACCGCUCGAGACGCAGAUUAGGAGCCUCAGGGCCGAAGAGAAUCCGCUGCACUGCGAUUGCGAGUCCCAGGAGCUAUGGGAGUGGCUGCGCGAUCACCAGAAGCUGGUAGGUGGCGGCGUGGGUCGGAACCGAGGCGGAAGCGGCAGCGGAGGAGGUGGCGGCGGCAGCGGUGGCAGCGGCGGCGGUGGCGGUGGCGGAGGCGGAGGAUUGCGAAUGAACGACAUGGACAGCGGAUUAUUGAGGUGCGAACAGCCGCCGGAAUUACGGGGGCUGGUGUUCCUGGACCUGGACCCGCACGCGUUCUGCUCCGCGCCCCUCAUCCUGAAGCUGGCGAUCCAGGACAUCCAACCGUUCUCCGUGUUGGUCUCCUGGCAGAGCAGGAAUCACUCCGGUAUUAGAGGCUACCAGGUGGCUUACCAUGCUUUCGAGAAUAUCGACGAGAUCAGAGCAAGGAUCCUCGAGCCAUCGAGCCGCUCGACGAAGCUGUCGAAGCUGGCAGCGAACAGCCGCUAUCUGAUCUGCGUGUUCGGGCUGGGCAACUGGAUGAGCCAGCAACUGGAAGAGGAAACGGUGGAUCAGUACAACUUCUCCAAUUACGAGAGCUUCGAGUCCGUCUCGGACCUGCAGAUGGCGGACACGUCGACGAGCCGUUGCACCGAGGUGAAGACGUUGGAAGCUCCCGAGGCGGUGAUCAGCAGCGACGGUGCCCCGAUGGGGGACGCGGGCAGCGUGAGCAGCUUCCUGACGAGGCGGCUCGGCCUGAUAGUGGGCUGUUGCAUGGGGUUCGUGGUGUUCCUGCUGCUGGUGUCCGUCCUAGGCUACCUGAAGGUGAAGAAGCAGCGCGAGACGGUGAAGAGGGAGCAACCGAUCCCUCCCGAGUACAUAUCGUACAGGCAUUUCAGCAUACAGAGCGGAGAGGCGGGCCACGCCGGCAGACAGGCCAGCCAAGAGGGGCACAACUCGAACUUCGUCAACAACAUGGGGAACGCGAACCUGAACGUAUGAGACAAGGCGAAAAACUGCCGACUCGUGGAGGUUUCGAACGUUUGAGCGAGACUCCGGGGAGAACUCGGAGCCCAGCGACAAACGCGAAGCACACCCGACUCGGUAG